AGCUCCUGCUCCUCUCCUCACGGUCUUACACGAUCAGUCAGCCUCUUGCGGUCCGGUACGCCUGUGCGGAGCGGCGGCCGGCGCGGGGAGCACGAACCGCCCGGCGGACACGCAGCGCCCGGAGCCCGCAACGGGCGGACAGGCGGCGGCCGGCAGGAAGUUACGUCGGCGCCGACCCAGGGGCGUGCUACGCAAACUCCGGCGCGCCGCGGGGAGAGCGGAGUGGGGGAGCUGCAGGGCUGUGGGGUCUGCGGCGGCGGCGGCGGGCUGUGGUGAGCGGCCCUUCUCCUGCCGCUGCGGUCCGGGACCCCCUGCCUGUCCCUUCUGGCUGCGGGGCAGCCUCUCGGGACGGGCCGCGCUGCGCUCGGUAAGCCGCCUCGGCAGCGCAAGCGCCAGUGGCUGGGGUUGUACACCGUGGAAACGGUGUCGGAAAGUCGCCUCGCUGAGACGGCGAGGGGGAUGUUGUGCACACCGGGGGCGAGAGUGUGUGCGGCCCUCCAUAUUUAAGUGUUUGUGUCUGUUUUGGGGCUACUCCGGGAGCUGCCGGUUCUGCCAUGACCCGGUGGGCUCGGCGAAACGGCCCUCCCGGCUCAAAGCCGCUGGCGGCGACUCCCUGGGAGGCGAUGGUGAACGGCCCUUCUGAGCAGGAGGGCCGUUCAGGCCCCCUUUCCUUGAAGAAGGCACAAGAGAAAAGUAAAAAGAAGAACAAAAAGAAGAAAGACUAUCUGAACGAAGAUGUUAAUGGCUUUGCAGCGUACUUGAAGCAAAGCCUGCGGAAUGGCGAAGUGGCCGAAGCAGAAAGUGCCGAGCUGGAGAAGGAGGUAGCAGUAGCCUUGAAGAAGGACAAGAGGCGGGAGGAUAGGAGGCUGAAAAGAAAAGAAAUGAAGAAAAAUGCUAUGGUAUGUUUCCACUGUAGAGAACCUGGACAUGGUGUUGCUGAUUGCCCUGCAGUACUUGAAAGUGAAGAAAUGGGUACAGGAAUCUGUUACCGGUGCGGAUCCACAGAACAUGACAUUGGCAAAUGCAGGGCAAAAGUAGAUCCAGCUGUGGGGGCAUUUCCAUAUGCGAAGUGUUUUAUCUGUGGUGAGAUGGGGCAUCUAUCAAGGUCAUGUCCAGACAAUCCCAAGGGAUUGUAUGCUGAAGGUGGUGGUUGCAAACUUUGUGGUUCUGUGGAACACUUCAAAAAAGACUGUCCAGAGAAACAGAAUGCAGGUCAGGUCACGGUUGGGCGCUGGGCCCUUGGAAUGAGCGCAGAUUAUGAAGAAAUUGCAGAAGCACCUAAGCAGCAACAACCAAAAGUAAAAGUGGCCAAAGUUGUUACGUUUUGAAGGCAGCUUGAGUGUAAACCAUGGCUGCUCUGCAUUCCUUCACUCCAGAGCAGUGACUAGGCAGAGUGGAUCGCUGGUUUCAGGACACCCAGCAGACUCCUGCUGCUAAAAUGGUUUUUUCAAAAUUCCCCUUUAUUUUUCUGAAUUGCCUCCCAGGCUCACCUAGCUCACUGAAAAGCUGGGAACAGAAAUACAGCAAGUGUGUAUUUUAUUUUGAUACCUCUCUGCCAAACAAAAAUGCUCAAAAAUCUCCAGUUUUUAUCCAUUGGUGAGCUCGGAGUAAACUUUGUGUUGUAUCUGCCUGCUUAAUGGCAUAUUUAUUUAUUUUUUAAUAGAUAAGAAACCAGCUCAUGAACAGAAUUCCUGCCGCAGCUCUCCAGGUGCUGUCAUAACUCAGCCUCUGCAGUCAGUGGUGGUGGGCUUUCUCUUGUGUCUGGUCAUCUCACCUGAGAUGAACAAGGGAGCACAGCAUUCCUGAAGCAGUGCACCUUGAGCCUAUCUCACACAGAGUGCUUCGUUUGGAACUCGCACCUUGACACAGCUCUGCCAGGUGUUGUGCAGGGUCUCUGUUCAGUGCUACAAGGCGUAGCUACGAGGCUUGGUCCUCUGCUGCAGCUGUGGCUUACCAUUGGGCAAAUAUGAGUCUUCAGUAUGCCAGAGAUUUUAAAUGUGCCUUCUAGAAGCUUCAGCUUGCAUUAUGCAGUAAUGGGGAAGCCACCCAGUGGUAAGCUUGUUGCUUCUCAAUUAUUCAUUUACCCUUUCAAUAAAAGCAUCCCCACAGUCCAUACAUCGCUUGAGUGCAAACACCAAAGUGCAAUCUUCAGUUCAGGACUGGCUUCUGAACUGCUUAGGACUAGCCACAGAAACUAGGUUUGGGCAUUCUUUUCUUACAGCAAAAACAAAUCCCCUAAUACAGGAAUUUAAUUAUGUGAAUGUAGUCUAUAGUUGCACAUGUUAAUUAUUUUCAGUUGUUGUGAUAGUCCUGGUAGGCCCAAAAUACGCAUGUCCAGCCUUGCCUAGGCAUGUUUUUCUGCUCCACCAGAGGCAAGCAUGGGAAACGGACACAAAAGGACCUGUAGCCACUGAGUCUGGCCUGCCCAGGGUCCUGUGGUGAGCAAGGUGCACACACUUAACUUGUGCCUGCCUAGUGCAAGGCCUGUGCUUUUCCCAAAUGAGGGAAAAGAGAGCCUAUGGCUUUGCCUAAUAUGGUAAGGUUUGGCUAACUGCCAUCCUGAUUGGCUAUUCUUGUGUCCAAAGGGCAGUCAAUCUCGGUUCACGUUGGUAAAAGGAGAUAGGCAGGUAAGCAACCUGCUUUGCUUCGCUGCUUUGCUCCCCUGCUGUCUCUGCCGAUGCCUGCUGCAAUUGCCUACUGUCUUAUUGUUUGCUGGUAAACUCCACUGCCGUGAGUUACCAGGAGCAGACCUGGAUGCCUGCGCACGAUCAGCCUGUGUGGUCAGUGUGACAUCAUGCUGAGACUGCACAACAUCUGUCUUUACACCUGAAAGUCCUGCUUAGAAUUCCUGGACAUAUAUACAGAUCAUCCAGAAGAAGCCAGGAGAGAAGGUCAGAGAUUGUCUGCCUCUUUGCCCAGAAGCCGGGAAGAAUUAAGUCUCAACGUCUGACAAGACAGAGUCCCCUGAAAGCAUUUGGGCACUGUCUGGACUGUGGCUAAGCCCCAUGAGUCGGGUAAUAAUAAGUUGUGAGUAAAUGCUUAAAUGCCACUUUGUAAUUCUCCAUUGCCUGCUGUCACAAGCAGAAAGAGCUCCUUGAGCCCAUCCACUGGGCAAGCAGCAUAUUGGCCACAGGCGGCAUUUGACCAUGGGAAUCUUCUCUUGCAGUACAAUUAAAUGUUUAUGUGUUUUGUUGGUUAUUACUAGAUCUGGAUAUUAUCCAUAGAAUGUUUCUAUGACCAUGUAAGAACCAAAAUAUUACUAACAUUAGUGGUCGGGGUGGUGAGAGUUUUGAAUAGCAAAAUUAAUAAACAUUUUUGGAAAAUA
Pogoniulus pusillus (Red-fronted tinkerbird) is the source of this 3325-nucleotide messenger RNA. RefSeq names its product zinc finger CCHC-type containing 9 (gene ZCCHC9). The record is from RefSeq and is a predicted model, not a curated record. Gene Ontology annotation, cellular component: nucleolus. Gene Ontology annotation, molecular function: nucleic acid binding; zinc ion binding. Bases 555 to 1328 code for a protein of 257 amino acids. The transcript has 5 exons. Lineage: Eukaryota; Metazoa; Chordata; Aves; Piciformes; Lybiidae.